GGGGCGUAUGGAAGGCGGGAGUUUGAAGCCGAGGGACCGCAGGAGAAGCUGAUACUAGCACAAAACGGCAAAGUCCAUUGUCAAGCCCUGAGAAUAAACUUGAGCAUGGUAAUCAGAACAGAAUCCCAGUGGCCACAACUUCCCUACAAAGCCGCAAACACACAAAGCAGGACCCUCAGAAUCCAAAGGCAGGAGACAUCCCGACCCGGAGAAGCCAGAAAGGGGCCUCAGCACAGGCUUUUACGCCGCUAAAUUCCCAGGGAGUUGGCUCGGUGGCCUCCACGCUCCGAGAGACGCCUUUAUCCUGUAAAGUGUGUCUGUGCUUCUGUACUGCUUGGCUCCCGCAGUGGUCCCGCGUGGCGGUCGGCGAUCCCACCAGCCACACCUUGACCGCAGCCGCAGCCAGCGCGGCGAGAAUGAGCACCCAAGCCUCGGACCUCGGGGGGGGCGGGGCUUGCGCGGAGGCCCCACCCCGCCGUCCCCAUUGGCUGAGGCUGCCCGGGGCCGGGGUCAGCGCGCACCAGUCCGAGACCCCGCAGCUCCGCCCCAACACUGAUCCAUGCGGAGGAGAAGCACCCGUGGGUGAGGAGCGAGCUUCUGUGCCCGGGAAGCCUCCUCGCGGGCCAUGGGGGGACAGGUGAGGUUGCCGCCCGGAGAGCCCUGCCGAGAAGGCUACGUGCUGUCUCUGAUCUGUCCGAAUGCCUCCCAGGCUUGGUGUGAGAUCAUACGUGUGUCACAGCUGUUGGCUUCUCCUGUCCUCCACAGGGACCUGAAUUCCAGCAUAACCAACUGGAGCAUUUCUGCAAAUGCAGAGAACAAAUACAGUCUUUAUGUAGGCCUGGUACUGGCAAUAAGUUCCAGUAUUUUUAUUGGCUCCAGUUUCAUCUUGAAAAAAAAGGGCCUCUUACAACUGGCCAGCAAGGGCGUUACUAGAGCUGGACAAGGUGGAUAUUCUUACCUCAAGGAAUGGCUCUGGUGGGCAGGAUUACUCUCAAUGGGAGCAGGCGAGGCUGCGAAUUUUGCAGCUUAUGCUUUUGCACCUGCCACCUUGGUCACCCCACUGGGCGCUCUGAGUGUUCUCAUAAGUGCACUGUUGUCUUCCUAUUUUUUAAAUGAGCACUUGAACAUUCAUGGGAAAAUAGGCUGCAUAUUAAGUAUAUUGGGAUCAACUGUGAUGGUUAUCCAUGCCCCACAAGAAGAGGAAGUCGCUUCUCUGCAUGAAAUGGAAAUGAAAUUGAGAGACCCAGGAUUUAUCUCCUUUGCUGUGAUCAUAACUGUGAUCUCCUUGGUGCUGAUUUUGAUUGUAGCUCCCAAGAAAGGACAGACCAAUAUAUUGGUCUACAUUUCAAUCUGUUCAUUGAUUGGAGCAUUUUCAGUUUCUUCUGUCAAGGGCCUGGGAAUUGCCAUUAAGGAACUACUGGAAUGGAAGCCCAUUUAUAAGCAUCCCCUGGUCUUUGUUUUGCUGGCUGUACUCGUGCUUUCAGUGACAACACAGAUUAACUAUCUCAACAAGGCACUGGACACCUUUAAUACAUCUCUUGUGACUCCCAUUUAUUAUGUGUUCUUCACGUCCAUGGUAGUAACUUGCUCCGCCAUCUUAUUCCAAGAAUGGUAUGGCAUGAAUGCUGGAGAUAUCAUCGGGACUUUGAGUGGGUUCUUCACCAUUAUCAAUGGCAUCUUCCUUCUACAUGCUUUUAAAAACACUGACAUUACCUGGAGUGAUCUGACAUCCACUACUCAGAAAGAAGUCCUCUCUCCGAAUGGUAAUGAAGACAAAUACGUCUUACUAGAGAAUGUAGAAUGUUCAGCCCCAGGAUUUGAUGAUGACAUUACCUUGUUUAGCAGGACUGAUGAUCAAAGUCCCUAGAAACCCUGAACUUUAACCGCUAAGAGACACUUGGAGAGGAGAAGGAAUACCUGAUUCUUGGAACAACUAUUAGGAAAGCUGGCAUUUUUAAAGUUCUAACUAAUAAUUUAGACAUGAGCCCAAAUAAAAAAGCCUUUACUUUUGGCCAUCAAACUUGAAAAUCAAAGUUUUGAUCCUCCUCCAGAAGGCUUCUGCUGUUUUUCAUUUCUGCAAACUUGAAAUAUUCCCUAAGCAUGAAAGAAGUCAAAGAGUUAGAUAACUCAGAAUAAUCUCUUUCUUCUGGUCACAAUAUGUUUGGCUCUGCCAGGUGGCUCUUCAUUUCUUUGGCUGCUAUUCUUAGUCUCUCAGUAAUUCAUAGGUAAACACAACUGUGUGCUGGUAAGCAGAAUAUCAGUCACCAUUCUCUAAUGAGUCAUAGUUUCAAAUUAUUAAAACUGAGAAGCGAGAUCACUGAUGCCUCCCACCUUCUACAACUUCCUUCUUUCUAAACUAGGUAGCUAAAGGGUAGAGUGUUUAAGAAAAAAAUAGACAUGUUGGAAAUCUGCUGCUUGGUGGGCUAGAAUGUGUAAGACACACAUGCCCAUGAAGGGCUUAUAAAUUGUAACUUAUUGAGGAGUUUGAGGAGAAUAGGAAGGCGAGUUAACUUCUUAGAAAACUCAGGGAAUACUACAGGAAAAUACCUUUUCAUAUUAAAGCCUACAUAAAAUUUUUCUAUCUCACUCCAGGUGCAUGGCAGGAGUAACAUUUUUGGUGGUCUCUACCGUUUAUGGAUAGAUUAAUCCAUUAAUCUUUUCUCAUUGAUUUAAUGGAAAAGAAAUUAGCUAUCUUAUUUCUAGACUAACUUAUUUCUCGCAAAAAAAAAUCCUAACCAAAAAAUUAUGACAUUAAAAACAAACAAAAACUCUUCAGGUUGACUGGAUUAUUCUCUUCUAAUGUCAAAUGUUAUUAGUUUUGUUUGUUUGUUUGUAAUCUACCUCAAGUCUAUUCUGGGUAAUAAUAGUAGAUUCUUUUCUUCAGAAUUCUAUUAAAGUGACUUUAGCAUUUCUCCAGUUCGGUUGAACUGUGAUUGAUUUUCACGGUGAUGACCUGAGAUGACUGCAAAGCCCUAAAGUGCUGGCACAGUCUCUUCGGCAUAGUUUAGUGUUGAGUGCAAUUCAGUGCAUUCUAAACUUUUGAAAAUUGAUAAUCCGUGGAAGAUUCAUGGUUGAUACCUCAGGUCAAAUGUAUGUUUACUGUGUUGAUUGCUGUUUCACCUUAAUUGUAUAUCAGAUAUAUAAGCUAUGAACACAAGUUUGUAGAAAAAGUAUUCUCUUAAAAAGUAGUGUCUGAAAGUUGUAGAAAUUCUUUUAAGUUUCUCUUUUUCCGUUGAAAACUCUGUUGAUUUCUCCAGGACACCUUCUUGGUGAGGAAAUUAAUAGCAUCCAACCUGAGGUUGGGGUAGUCCUCCACUCGACUGUAUCUUAGUGUCAGAUAUUUCUUCAACGUCACCUGUUACAAAGCUUUGCCCUUGGUAUAUUGUGCCCAGGUUAGAGGUUCUUGGAACACAAGAACCCAUGUGUACCCUGGGUUGGAAAAUGAACUGGUAUUGACACAUAUGCCCAGGAGAAAGUCUGAGAAAGAUCUAAUGAGCUGAAAUAUGUUGAGAAACAAUGAAACAUUUGAAAAACUCUAAAAAUCUCUGGUGGGCAUAUGCAUUGAAAAACUAAAAUGUUGCAAAUCCGAAACCCAGAGUACUUUUUCCCAAAUAGGAAGAUGUUGUCUAAGGAGGAAUAAAAUGCUGGAUCCCUGUAUUGAGACUAACUGUGUUAGUCUUAACUGGUAGUCUCAUAUGUGUAUAUUUUAAUAUGUAUACUUUAUCUCACAUAGAUACCUUAAGAUUUAUUAUGUGAAUAUCUGUACACAUGUCAUUAAGGAUCACAAAGCUAUCCUCACACAGCCAAAUGGAAAGCUCGUCCUAAUUCUAUAAACAUAAUAGUUUCAUUUUAUUUUCCAACUUACAGUUUUAUUCUUAGGUCAAUGGUUAAUGAUUUUAUUUUUAGUUCAGAUUUCAGAAUGUUCAUAAAACCCUCUAGAUUUGGAAACAUGCAAUUAAAUUAACAUUUUUGUUUUAAGAGUAUGAAAUCAAAUACAUAUAUGUGGAAAGCACCCACAUCAUGCCUGAUAUUGAGGCAUUUAAUACAAUUUAGUUUUCUUUGAAUCAACAUUUUAAUUCUCAUAGUCUCAGUACUAUAUAGGUAAGGACCAUUAGUUGCCAGUUUUCCUACAUUCUUUUUCUUUUUUCAAUUUGUGUUACCUUAGCUCAUUUUUAAUAAUCCAAGUGAAAAUGAAUUCCAUUAGUAUACUAUCUCAACAAUACAAAAUGAUUCUGACAAAAAUAUUUUAUUUUUCCUAAUAAAACCAAACUAAAUGCAAUCUUCACAUUCCAACAAAACUUUGUGGAAAAGUACUUUAUAUGAAUAUAUAUGAAAUAUUUUCAAAUGUUUUGAAAAACUAUGAUCAUGAAAUUUUCUAUUUUUCAAAUGUUUAUAAAUACUGUUCAUUUUAGAAAGUUUACAACUUUUAAAUUAAUGUUUCUGUAUGUUUUUCAUUUGCAAUCAAAUAAUGUGGUUUAAUUAUGCUUGUUGGAGUUCAGUUUUGAGUUUCUUGAAGUUAAGUUUGUGUAAAGGCAAAAAUACCCCUUGAAAUCAAAAAGAAAAUUCUGAGGUUUAAAAAAAAAUCUGCACUUUGUUUAAUGCUUUGUCA
Messenger RNA from Balaenoptera musculus (blue whale), 4609 nucleotides. It is a transcript of the gene NIPAL1, whose product is annotated as NIPA like domain containing 1. The transcript is spliced from 6 exons. Gene Ontology annotation, cellular component: membrane. Gene Ontology annotation, biological process: magnesium ion transport. The coding region runs from base 626 to 1867 and encodes 413 amino acids. Gene Ontology annotation, molecular function: magnesium ion transmembrane transporter activity. Lineage: Eukaryota; Metazoa; Chordata; Mammalia; Artiodactyla; Balaenopteridae. The record is from RefSeq and is a predicted model, not a curated record.